AGUCUGGUUAGUCUAGUCCGUCCGCCAGUCCACGCCACUCCGCGGCCGAAAGCGUGUUGAAUUUGAAUGUUGAUCCGGAUUAGUGCUAGUGGUACGUCAUCCUCCGUUAGUUUCUGCGUUAUCAAAUUUCCAUAAACUUCUCUUCCGAAACCCACCACUAGAAACAAAUCCAGUACUCCAUCAUGGCUCAGAAACCUUAAGAACUCUUUUAAUUACUCCAAUACCUCAGUAAUCUCUCUACACUUUAUCUAUCGAUGAUUGCGAGAUACGAGACUAGUCCUACUAUUCCAACCCACGUAGUGCGUGUGAUCUCACAAUCAGUACCGGCUCUAAGGAAUAUAAUUAUCUACAAUCUUACUCGAAAAACUAGAUCCGAAAUCAAGUGCUCCGAAAAACAGGACUUCCAGAAUUCACAGAAAAUCUAGUUGAAGUGUGUGUAGACUGUUUCUAAGAGUGUAGGAUUGAGGGUAGUGUCAAAAGUACGAGUAAUUCUAGACUACCAGAUUCUGCGAAAAUUGAGGGUGUUUCAUCGAGGGAAGGAAGAAGAGCGUGCAUCGCUUUCGCCUCGGCGUCUUGAAACCCGUCGCUCACCAACAAGGAACAAGCAGGCAAGGCGGACACGCACACUCACGCACUCUCCAAGCCCUCAUUCCGUCUCCUUCUGACCGUCUGCUCCAUUCGGUUUUCUUGUUUCCUUACCCCGCCCCUAUUCGCCCUUCUCAUCUCUUUUUUUCUCCAUCGCAUCUCUUUUUUCUCUCGAUCGCAGGCUUUUUGAAUCGAACUUUGUCGUCACGCAACCAUGCCAUCGAGGAUCGGGGACUGCUCGGAUUGAAGUCUUCCACGAGAAGGGCAAAUCCUAGUAUGGAAGAGGGCCAGCUGAUGACAGAACUUCCGGCGGUAACGCCUACUCGUGGGGCGACUCUGAUACACCGUUCCGGGCACUGUUACCAGCUCCAUCGUCCUCACCUGGUGGUCUCGUCGCCACUACACAAGAAGCAGAAGCCGACGGACGAAGCGACGGAUUCGCUGGACACGGCCGCGGCCGCGGUUGCGAAGGUCGUGGCCGCGGCGAAUACUCGCCAGGAAAGCGGGACGAUCACAGCCACCAAGAGGUCCGCACCGACCUCCACGCACCUGUGCCUAACUCACAUCGAGGGCCCGACUUCGAAACGUCCCCGAAUUCAGACGACAACUUUUUGUAACACUAGCACCAAUGUUUCCAAUUUGUAUCCAGAAAUCCUGGCUCAUAUCUUCAGCUACCUGGAUGUGCGAGAAAGGGGUCGAGCUGCACAGGUUUGCUCAGCCUGGAGGGACGCAGCUUACCACAAGUCUGUGUGGAGAGGGGUCGAAGCGAGGCUGCACCUGCGGAGGCAGGCACCAGCACUUUUCACGAGUCUGGUCCGAAGGGGCAUCAGGAGGGUGCAAGUGCUCUCGUUGAAAAAGGGACUCGGGGAAGUCUUCAAGGGGAUGCCCAACCUCGAAGCACUCAGUCUUUCUGGCUGUUUUAACUUCACGGACACGGGACUGACGAAUGCUCUGUCUCAAGAAUUCCUUGUUUUGGCCGAGUUGGAUUUGUCGCUCUGCAAGCAGGUGACGGACGCUUCCGUUGGGAAGAUUGCGCAAUAUUUGAAGAACCUGGAGAAACUGAAUUUGGGCGGUUGUGGGAAUAUCUCAAACACUGGAUUAAUGCUCAUCGCUUGGGGAUUGAAGAAACUGAAGAAACUCGAUUUGAGGAGUUGUUGGCACAUUUCGGAUAAUGGAAUAGCACACCUGGCGGGGUUAAAUAAGGACAGUUCGUACGGUAAUCUUCCCCUGCUGGAGCAUUUGGGACUCCAGGAUUGUCAGAAGCUGAGUGACGAAUCUUUGAGAUAUGUGUCUGUUGGCUUGACGACUCUGAAGUCAAUCAAUCUCUCCUUCUCCUGUUUUACGGACUCGGGGAUGAAGUAUUUGGCGAAGAUGCCGAGUUUGCAGGAACUGGAUUUGCGGUCUUGUGAUAACAUCUCGGAAAUCGGCAUGGCCUAUCUGGCUGAAGGCGGGAGCAGGAUCUCGUCGUUGGAUGUGUCGUUUUGCGACAAGAUCGGAGACCAGGCGCUGGUGCACAUAAGUCAGGGUUUGUUCAACUUGAAGUUCCUGUCGCUCUCGGCGUGCCAGGUCAGCGAUGAGGGGAUCUGCAAGAUAGCCAAGUCUCUUCAGGAUCUGGAGACCCUGAACAUUGGACAGUGUAGUAAACUAACGGACAAAGGACUGCAUACGAUUGCAGAUAGUAUGAAACAUUUAAAGUGCAUCGAUCUGUACGGGUGCACGAGGAUCACGACGAAUGGUUUGGAAAGAAUCAUGAAGCUACCCCAACUCAGCACGCUGAAUCUAGGACUGUGGCAUGUACGGUGAUAGUGGUUCCCCGGCGACUCAAAGAGAGAAUGAUUCCGUUGGAUCCGGUGUCGCAGAAAAUGAUCUCAUUGUCGUGCCGGAGGAAGCAGGAAGCGUUAUUUUUGAGGACGAGGAGCAGGGGUCAAGAAAGCCAUAGCAUAUAUUCAAAUUUUUUAAUAAAAGAAACCCUUUUAAAAAUAUUUUAUUUACUACUUAUCCGAAUUUCUGUUCGGCAUCAGCACUUUUCAAUAAAUUUGACAUUUUACCGUUCUGAUUUUCCAGCACCAGGAAAUCUGAUUGAAUUGAUGAAUUUUCAUACUUUUAAUUGACAUUCGUUUCUUUUUAAUCGACCCCAGAACGAAAUACGAAAUUAAUAUAGGUAGGCAUUAUAAAAAAAAUUCUUUUGAAAUUGUUUCUAUGAAUAUUA
Belonocnema kinseyi is the source of this 2794-nucleotide messenger RNA. It is a transcript of the gene Ppa, whose product is annotated as F-box/LRR-repeat protein 14. Gene Ontology annotation, molecular function: protein binding. The coding region runs from base 862 to 2388 and encodes 508 amino acids. The transcript is spliced from 2 exons. Gene Ontology annotation, cellular component: SCF ubiquitin ligase complex. The record is from RefSeq and is a predicted model, not a curated record. Gene Ontology annotation, biological process: SCF-dependent proteasomal ubiquitin-dependent protein catabolic process. NCBI's taxonomy places the organism in Eukaryota, Metazoa, Arthropoda, Insecta, Hymenoptera, Cynipidae.